Messenger RNA from Closterium sp. Yama58-4, 707 nucleotides. Lineage: Eukaryota; Viridiplantae; Streptophyta; Zygnematophyceae; Desmidiales; Closteriaceae. The record is from the annotation of a GenBank genome assembly.
UCACGCACCGCAGAAGAACGACCUAUGAGGGCACGCGUGAGAGCAGCAGGGAAGCAGCAGGGGGGCUGGCGUGGGAUGGUGGAAGGGGCGGGCGAGCAGCAAGGGCAGGGGCGGUAGGGGGGGUGGGGGAGGGCAGGGCAGCAUGGGAGGAGGAGUUUGAGCGCGAAGUGCUGGGGCGAGGGGGGAGAGGGGGGAGAGGGGCAGGGCAGGGGGAUGAUGCGCUGAUGCAAGCUGGGGGCGAUGAUGGGGGAUUGUGGGGGGGAGGAGUGGGGAGAAGGAGCAGUGGAGGGAUGGUGGGGAUGGUGGGGAUGGUGGGGAUGGAGGGCGACGCAGGGGAGGAGGGGCGGGGGAGGGGAGAGGGGCAGGGAAGAGGGAGGCGGAAGCAGAGGGGAGGCAGCGGCAUGCAGAAGCAGUUUCUGCGGGAAGCAGGGCGGCUGGCAGAGUACCUUGACUGCAGGAUAGAGGAGGCUAGCAGGCCGGGGGCAGCAGGAGCGGGCCCAAGGACCGAGCAAGGAGGGGAAUGCGAGGGGAGUGGCGGCGCUGUGGAUGAUGCACAUGCGGACGACCAGGGCGCAUUGGCUCAUGCACAUGACCUGCCGCCCAAGGUGCAUCUGUGGCAGCAUCACGAGUCGCUCUCCUCGCGCAAUCUCUCCAACUCCCUCUCCUCACUGCAUCGCUACUUUGACUACAGGUGCCAGGGGGGCUAG